This is a messenger RNA of Anopheles funestus (African malaria mosquito), 1045 nucleotides long. RefSeq names its product deoxyhypusine hydroxylase (gene nero). The record is from RefSeq and is a predicted model, not a curated record. The transcript has a single exon. NCBI's taxonomy places the organism in Eukaryota, Metazoa, Arthropoda, Insecta, Diptera, Culicidae. Gene Ontology annotation, molecular function: deoxyhypusine monooxygenase activity. The coding region runs from base 74 to 991 and encodes 305 amino acids. Gene Ontology annotation, biological process: peptidyl-hypusine biosynthetic process.
CAUUCAAAAAACACGCAUUGUCCUCGUUUUAUGGUGAAAUAGCUCAACACCGUACUCCAAGGAACGUAACAUUAUGGUGAAGGUAGAAGAAAGUAAAUUAAUUGCAAUCGGCGAGGUUUUAAACAACCGUGAACGACCGUUAAAAGAGCGGUUUCGAGCAUUAUUCACGUUGCGAAACAUUGGUGGCGAACAUGCGCUCGAGUCCAUCGGCCGGUGUUUCGAUGAUGAGUCGGCACUGCUCAAACACGAGCUGGCGUACUGUCUGGGACAGAUGCAGGAUGUUAGAGCGAUUCCCAUGUUGACGAAAGUGCUUGCGGACGUGCAACAAGAACCAAUGGUAAGGCACGAGGCAGCCGAAGCUCUCGGUGCCAUCGGGGACAGUUCUGUUGAGCAAACGCUGGUCAGCUUCAGUAAGGAUCCUGUAGUUGAAGUAGCGGAAACAUGCGAAAUCGCAUUGGAACGUGUACGAUGGUUGAAACAAAAGCAAGAACAGUCGCUGAAGGACGAAAACCCGUAUGCCUCGGUAGAUCCGACACCACCGGCCGCUUCUAAGAGUGUUGAGGAGCUCCAGCGAAUCCUGAUGGAUGAAUCGGAUUCCCUUUUCAAUCGAUAUCGUGCCAUGUUUGCACUACGUAAUUUGCGCACAGAAGAAGCGACUCUUGCAUUGGCCACGGGAUUGAAGGGCAAAAGUGCACUGUUCAGGCACGAGGUUGCGUUCGUGUUGGGACAACUGCAGGAAGAGUGUAGCGUGCCGUUUUUGAUAGAAAAUUUGCGCGAUCCGGCCGAAAACGAAAUGGUGCGGCAUGAGUGUGCGGAAGCGCUCGGAGCCAUCGCAACCGAGGAGUGUACACGUGUGCUGAACGAGUAUCUGCAGGAUGAAAAGCGCGUGGUAAAGGAAAGCUGCGAAGUAGCGCUGGAUAUGUGCGAGUAUGAAAACAGUCCCGAAUUCCAGUACGCUGACACGCUGGUGAAGGUAGUAAACGAUGGAUAAUAAGCGAAGGUGUGUCUUACAAAUGUGUAAAUACAAAUCGGACAACAAACAGAA